Messenger RNA from Rotaria sp. Silwood2, 1133 nucleotides. The record is from the annotation of a GenBank genome assembly. Lineage: Eukaryota; Metazoa; Rotifera; Eurotatoria; Philodinida; Philodinidae.
UUUUAUAGAGGACUAAGAAAAAUCGAGUUUUUUUGGACAAUCAUUGUCUCGAAAAUGGAACAUUUAUUCUUGAUGAAACUUGUAGCAUACAUUAAGGACCAUGAGACCUACAUAUGGGCAAAAUUUCAAGACAUAAUUUCGUCAUUUGAAUUUUUUGUAAAUACCUUGUCGUAGGCCGAAAAAUCAGUAAAAUGGCCAUAACCUUCGAAAGAAGCAACAUGGGCCUAAAUCCUCUUAGGCUUUUUCUUAGCAUACUGACCCCUACAUAUGGGCAAAAUAUAAGCAAAAUCGGCGUGAAUCACUUGAAACGGUUCCCUCGUAAGACUUCGCUCGUUCAAUGCAUCAAUGUUUCUGAAAAAUAUAAUAAAAUUUUCUUUCGAAAAAUUAUUUAAAACGAUUGUUAACCUAUUUUUAUUGAAAUAAUUAUAUUAAUUAUUCUAGCUGAUGAACCACGAAUUGAAAGUCCUCGAAAAAUAGUUAUUGAAGAACAAGUGAAAUCAUUUGUACCUCAUACUCGCGAACAAGUUAUUGAAUUAUGUCAUGAAGCAUUAAGAAUUUUAUUCGAUCAAAAUACAGAUUUUUCAAAUCGAUCAGCUAUUAAAUGUCAAAUACCUAAUUCAUAUUUUACAUACGAUCAACAAGAUUCAGAUGAUGAAAAUAUUCGACAUAGUCGUCAUGCUUAUUGUCAAAUGAUAUUUGACUUAUGUAUUGAAUUAUUACAUGAAAUGUAUACAGAAAAUGUUCAAUUAUCAACAUAUCCUGAAUGGCAAAAAACAAAACUUGUUUCGAAACGUUUUUAUCGUGGAAAUAAACCAGAAAAUCGUCAUUUUAUUGAACAAUUUAUUCAAACAAAAAUUUUAGAAAUAUUAAAUUUAAAUACACGUCAAAUAACAUAUUCAAAAUGGCGUAUAUCAAAUGGAACACGUAAUGGUAAAGAAAAAUUUGAAACAGUACUUGAUGAAGAAAUACGUCGUACAGAAUCUCAAUGGAUUAAUUAUGAUGAUGAUUGUAUACAAUUGAAAUUUGACAUAGCUGAUUCAAUAUUGGAUCGAUUAAUACAAGAAACAUUAAUAGAAUGUUUAGAUGUUGUUGAUAGACGUUUCUUUUUUAGCAGUAAUAGUACACGUCUUUAA